Molecule: messenger RNA, 2277 nt
Organism: Ostreobium quekettii
Lineage: Eukaryota; Viridiplantae; Chlorophyta; Ulvophyceae; Bryopsidales; Ostreobiaceae
Source: the annotation of a GenBank genome assembly
AUGGUCAGCAUGCCAGAAAUGCGGUCGCAGGACCAAUCAAGUGCACCGCCACCACCCAAUUUGCGGGAAAGCGGGUUCAUACCCCCCGAGGAGUUGAUUGUGCUGGAAGACUCGCCGCUGGGCUUUGGGUCGUUUGGACAGGUGUACCACGGCUUUGUGUACCACCAAGAGGUGGCCAUCAAGGUGUUGAACCACGGUGUGGCCAAGGACUUGGUUUGGACCAUGAAUGGUGAGGUGCCAGCUGACCCGAGCGAGCUGGACAAAAUGCUGAAGAGAAACCCGACGCUGCUGACGCUGGAUCGGGAGGUCUUCUUCUUGCAGCAGCUGCGACAUGAGAACGUCCUCAACUUCAUGGGCUUCUGCGUUGACCCUCCCUGCCUGGUCACAGAGUACUGCGAAAAAUCUUCACUGUACGACGUCAUCGGGAAGAUCCAGGAGCGCCCCAGCUAUGAGGCGAAGUUCAACUGGAAGAGGCGAAUUGAUCUGGCUUACGGAGCUGCAAAGGGGAUGAUGUACUUGCACACACGAACACCUCCUGUGGUCCACACAGACUUGAAGUCGCCAAACCUUCUCGUCACCAAAUGCUGGAAAUGCAAAGUGGCUGACUUUGGAACAUGCAAGUUUGUCGACCCAAAGCGGAACCAGUCGCACAUCAGGGUCAACAAUCCUUGCUGGCUGGCCCCGGAAGUGAUGAAUGGGGCGGAGGCCACAAUGGAGUCCGAUGUGUACCCUAUGGGCAUUAUCCUCUGGGAGUUGCUCACACUACGUAGGCCCUUCGAGAGCGAGACUGGCACAGAUGUGUACCCAGCACAGAUUCAAGGGGGUGUGCUGUUGCGUGACGAGCGGCCUGCGAUCCCGGAGGACCUUGGUGCCACUGGGUGCCCUGUUGUGGAGGAAUAUGUACAGCUCAUGAAGGAAUGCUGGGACAAGGACCCCAAGAAGCGCCCGACGUUUCCGGAUAUCGCAUCGCGGCUGAUCAAGAUGCAGUAUGCGAUUAGGGGCAAGGCGCCUGUGAAGUUGCUUGGGAGACCCUUGGUUCAUCACCAAAAUGGAAAGAUGCAGAGACCGCCCAGAGCAUGCAGGGACCCAAGCGUCAGUUACCCCACUGCUGUGCGGGCGCCACUGGUUGGGAAACAGCCCACCGAUGGAGUCUCCGCAAACCUUUGCGCCCCAUCCGGCCGACCCCACCCGUCGCAAACCUAUAUGUACAUGCCCCACCAGAUGUCCGAUGGGACAACAGAGGUGUCUCCUACCGAGAGCCCAUCACAGCCGCCAAGGCUUCCACAGCGUUCCAAACGGGCGUUCGCCAGCUGGUUCAGCAAGUAUGUGAUACGCUGGAUGGCCUGUCUGCGUGCGCCACGCGUUGUGAACCCUCCUGCUCCCAAAUAUUACGUGGGGCCGCCUGCUGCUGCCCAGGUGGUGCAUGACACACUGGAAACGCCGGUGUCGCCCUUUGAUAUCCAUCGGCAGAAGUUUUUCAAUCGGGCUGUGUCGAACAUUUCGGAUGUGGCGGAAGCCUCGGCCGACCCUGAAGGUAAUCCAGUGCAGAGCGGCACAGUUGGAAGUGGGGUUCCUGCCAUUGAUGAAGAUGACGACGCCACAGACUCGAGCUGCGCAAGCGAGACUUCCUGUAGCCCGAAUUGCGACGGGGUUUGGAAUAGCACUGCAGAUAAUCCUCCUGUGAGUUGCCCAGGCCAGCGUGAGCCAGCCCCUCCACCAGGCUACCCAGGUGCCCCCACGCCCACCCCGCCACCGGGGUACCCAGGUGCUAGCAACCCUGUGGCAGGCCCGUCUGCUCCAGAGACACUAUCAGCAAGCGUCUCCUUUCCAAACCAUGGAACCUCCCAGGACCCAGCGAGGCUCCGGCAGCUUGUCACUGUCAUGUCGAAGGCAUACCGCUCCAAAACGAUGGGGGCCCGGCAAGCGAUCCGGGUUGUGUCCAAAGAUCCACCGUCCUUGGACAAGUGGCAGAAGAUGAGAAGCUACGUCCUGCGGGGCGAUGUCCAGACCGAGCUGCAGGGGAGGGAGGAGUGGAAGGGUGUGGUUAAGUUUGCACAGGAGAAUGAAUCAGCGCCCGAGAAGACAGGCUGGGAUCAGUGCAUAAAACUGGUGUUCGGGAACUCGAAGAUCAGGCAUUGCGAGCAGUGGGAUAGGGUGAAGGAAUUCAUGGUUGGUGAUGGUCGGCUGGAGGCACCGCUGCCAGAGGCUGACAGCGAGCCCUUGUUUGAGGACUUAUCCAGUGUGUCGUUUCCAGAGGCUUUGAAUGAGGAGGCUUAG